GACCUCCUCCCAGUUUCCUUGUCCUUCCUGCAGCCCUACUUGCUGGGAACAUGGAGGGGAAGGAGGAGGAGCUUAAACUAGGACUCUGGCUGCUGGACUUAGUCGGCUAUUACAGAGGAUAAAAUCCAGGUUUUUAUCAGCUCAUUCCUGCAUGAUCUGGGUCCUGCCCCCUCCCCAUGGCCUCUUCUCUUCCCUUUACUCACACAAGUGAUACUCCCUUCAGUAAUUUGUGACCCUCAAGGACGUGGCCAUGGACUUCACUUUGGAGGGCUGGGAGCAGCUAGGGCUGGACCAAGGGGACCUGUUCUGGGACACGGCACUGGACAACUACCAGAAUCUCUUCUUGCUGAACCCCCUGAGACCCAACCUGACUUCCUCCUAUCCAGAUGGUGGGGAAGAGCUGGAGACCCUGGUGAGAGGAAGUCCGGAAGUGACAGGCCCUGACACAGCUGAGGCCAAGAUCUCCCCUCUGCCACAGGAAUUCUUGGAAGAAGGACUCUCUCAGGAGAUAUUGGAGGCAUUUUCCAAGGAUGGCCUCUGGAACUCCAACUUGGGAGAAGCCUGCAUAGACGAGAGCUGGUUGGAUAGUUUGCUAGGAGAUCCAGAAAGUCUUCUGAGCUCUGAUGUUGUCACCAAUAAGGAAAGUCCCACAGAGUGCAAGAGUCAUGAACUCAAGAGUGGCCUCACUCUUGAGUCCCUCCUUUUCACAGGAGAGGAUUCCCUGAUCCAUGAUCUUUCCGAGAACAGCCUGAUGCCAGCUAAAUCUGAGGAAUAUAGGAAUGACACUGGCUCCCAUUCAGACCAGAGUCAGCAGGAUACUGUCCAGGAAGGAGCAGAACCAUAUAAAUGUAGUGAAUGUGGGAAGAGCUUUAGCCGGAGUUGCCAUCUUAUCCAGCACUGGAUUAUUCAUAUGAGUGAGAAACCAACUGGGAAUCAAGAGUAUGAGAACAGUUUCAACCAGAGUCCUUGCCUUUUUGCAUAUCCAACAACUCACACAGAAAACAAAUCCUAUGUGUGUAACAAGUGUGGGAAAACUUUUAGUCACAACACACACCUUCUGUGGCAUCAGAAAAUUCACACUGAAGAAAAAACAUGUAAGAGUCAAGACAGUGACCAUCCAUCGGGUCAUGGCUCACAGCUUGUUGAGCAGCAGAAAACCCACAGAAAUGAUAAAUCCUACAAGUGUGACAAGUGUGGCAAGAGUUUCAGCCGAACCUUUCAUCUUACUCAACAUCAGAAGACCCACACUCGGAAACGCUAUGAAUGUGCCAAAUGCAAGGCCACCUUCAACUUUAACAAAUACCUCCUCCAACAUCAGAAAAUUCAUGCUGCAAAAACUACCUUUAAGUGUCAGGAAUGUGGGAAGGCCUUCAGGCGGAACUCAUCUCUCAUCAAACACCAGUCUACUCACACUGGAGAAAAGCCUUAUAAGUGUGAUGAGUGUGGGAAAUGCUUCACCCAUAUCUUGACCCUAAAGAGACACCAGAAGGUUCACAGUAGAGAGAAGCCUUACAAAUGUAGUGAAUGUGGGAAAGCUUUCUACCGGAACACUCACCUGAAUGAACAUCAAAGGAUUCACACGGGCUACAGGCCCCACAAAUGUAACAAAUGUGUCAAGAGUUUCAGCCGGCCUUCCCACCUGAUGCGACACCAAUCUGUUCAUGCCACGGAAAAGCCCUACAGCUGUGCCAAAUGCAAGGAGACCUUCAGCCAUAAUGAACGCCUUGUUCAACACCAAAAAAUUCAUGCUUUGGAAACCCGCUAUGAAUGUCAAGAGUGUGGUGAGCGCUUCAUUUGCAGCUCGACCCUAACUUGCCACCAGAGAGUUCACACCCAAGAAAAACAAAGACUUGAGGAGAGCAGAAAAAUCUUGAAUCAGAACCUAGAACAGAAAGAGCAUCCAAGGAUUGGCGAGAAGCACUUUAAGUGUAAGACAUGCGAGAAAACCUUCAGCUGCAGCAAAUACCUGACUCAGCAUGAGAGGCUUCACACCAGGGAGAAACCCUUUGAAUGUAACCAGUGUGGGAAAACCUUUAGCCAAAGUGCACAGCUCAUUCGCCACCAGAUCAUCCACUCUGGAGUGAGGCCAUAUAAAUGUGGGGACUGUGGGAAGGCCUUCAUCCGCAUCACCUCCCUCACCAAACAUCAGUAUAUCCACAAGAGUGAGUGCCCCUUUAAGUGUAAUGAAUGUGGAAAGACCUUCAGUCAAAGUGCUCGUCUCUCAGAACAUCAGUUAAUUCACACUGCAGAGAAACCCAUUAAAUGUAACCAGUGUGACAAAGUGUUUGUGCACAGUAAGUACCUUACUCAGCAUCAGAGAACUCAUGCCAGAAAGGCAUCUUUUGAGUGUAAUGAAUGUGGAAAAACAUUCAGACACAGCUGGCGCCUUUCUAAGCAUCGGAGAGUUCACACAGGUGAGAAACCCUAUAAAUGUGGUGACUGUGGGAAAACUUUCAGCCUGAAUGCUCCACUCAUUCGACACCAGAGAGUUCACACCAGAGAAAAGCCUUACUUUUGUCAGGAAUGUGGGAAAUCCUUCAGCCAGAGCUCGUGCCUUUCUAUUCACCAGAGAGUUCACACCGGGGAGAAGCCAUACCUGUGUGCUGAAUGUGGGAAAGCCUUUUCCCAGAAAGCAAAUCUGAGGCAGCAUGAGAGAAUUCACACUGGGGAGAAACCUUAUAUCUGUGAUGUGUGUGGGAAAGCCUUUGGCCUCAGUGCCCAUCUCAGUCAGCACCAGAGAAUUCAUACCCAAGAAAAACCGUAUCAGUGUCAACACUGUCAGAAAGCCUUUCCCUGCUACUUAGGUCUCCACCGACAUCAGCAAGUUCACACUCAAAAGUUAACAAGUAGCAAUGCUACCUGUGGCCACCAGGUGACAGCAGGACCUGACAUCUGA
This is a messenger RNA of Molossus molossus (Pallas's mastiff bat), 2896 nucleotides long. It is a transcript of the gene ZNF473, whose product is annotated as zinc finger protein 473. The transcript has 5 exons. Gene Ontology annotation, biological process: regulation of DNA-templated transcription. Bases 251 to 2896 code for a protein of 881 amino acids. Lineage: Eukaryota; Metazoa; Chordata; Mammalia; Chiroptera; Molossidae. The record is from RefSeq and is a predicted model, not a curated record.